AUGGUAAUUGAAGACAAUAUUUUUGGUGGAGAUGCAAUUGGUGUAACUAAUUUUGGUGGGCUUGAGGGACAAAUUGGUGUUGAGGCCUUUGAUUCAGCAAAUGAUUAUGUGAAAUUGAUGAAAUUUAUCUUUGAUUUUGAGUCUAUAAGGAAGUUGUGUUCAUCUCCGAAAUUCACAUUCUGUCAUGAUGCAUUGCAUGGAGUUGUUGGGGCUUAUGCAAAACAUAUUUUUGUUGAGCAGCUCAGUGCACAAGAGAACUCAUUGUUGAUCUGUGUUUCCAAGGAGGAUUUUGGAGGAGGUCAUCCAGAUUCUAACUUUACUUAUGCAAGGGAGUUGGCUGCUAGCAUGGGAUUGAUUAAAUCAAGUCCUCAAGUUGAACUAACAGAAUGUGGUAUUGCUGUUGAUGGUAAAGCAAAUCGUGACAUGAUCCUUAGUAAAAGGUUCUUUGUUAUUCCAUCGGACUUGGUUGCAAUUAUUGCUACCAAUGCAUAUGAAGUCAUAAAAAAGAACACUGGAGAUGAUACAAGUUCUUUUACUUAUGAAGCUAUUUUUGGCGAAGAUUAA
Hevea brasiliensis (rubber tree) is the source of this 564-nucleotide messenger RNA. RefSeq names its product phosphoglucomutase, cytoplasmic-like. Bases 1 to 564 code for a protein of 187 amino acids. Gene Ontology annotation, molecular function: phosphoglucomutase activity. Gene Ontology annotation, cellular component: cytosol. The record is from RefSeq and is a predicted model, not a curated record. Lineage: Eukaryota; Viridiplantae; Streptophyta; Magnoliopsida; Malpighiales; Euphorbiaceae. The transcript has a single exon. Gene Ontology annotation, biological process: carbohydrate metabolic process.